Orbilia oligospora ATCC 24927 is the source of this 1086-nucleotide messenger RNA. RefSeq lists its product as uncharacterized. The transcript has 2 exons. Gene Ontology annotation, molecular function: oxidoreductase activity, acting on NAD(P)H. The record is from RefSeq and is a predicted model, not a curated record. The coding region runs from base 1 to 1086 and encodes 361 amino acids. NCBI's taxonomy places the organism in Eukaryota, Fungi, Ascomycota, Orbiliomycetes, Orbiliales, Orbiliaceae.
AUGUCAGGAACAAUGAAAUCUCUCGUCGUUAACCCCGAUACCACAACUACAAUUUCAGAAAUACCAAUCCCAACACCAGGGCCCCAUGAAGUCCUUAUCAAAGUCGUGGUCGCCGGCUCCAAUCCAAAGGAUUGGAAACUUCCACUCUGGUGGAAUAAGUCCAUAAACACUGGUGAUGACUUUUCUGGGUAUGUUGAAUCUGUGGGGUCUGAGGUUUAUGAAUUCAAGAAAGGGGAUAGGGUCAUCGCCUAUCGUCAUUGGGAGAAUCCGUAUGGAAGUUAUGCGGAGUAUGCAAUUGCUUUCGACUUUAUGGUGGUGAAGUUGCCGGAGAAAGUUAGCUUUGAGGAGGCUGCAACUAUUCCUCUCGCAGCACUCACCGCUGUCGUGGCACUCUACCACACACUCCGUCUUCCACAUCCAUGGGUUCCAGCUACCAAACCGACCCCAUUAGUCAUCUAUGGUGCUGCUACAGCUGUGGGCGCAUUUGGUAUCAAGCUUGCUCGGCUUUCCAACAUUCAUCCGAUCAUUGGUGUCGUAGGUCGUGGCAAGGACUUCGCAGAAACCCUUAUUGAUCGAUCUAAGGCCGAUGAACUAGUCGACUAUAGAGAUGGAAAUGAAGCUGUUGUCAAGGGUAUCAAAGCUGCCUUAGAAAAGAACGGCUUUGACAGUGUCGAUUACGUCCUCGAUGCAGUUAGCGAGCAUGGUAGUGUUCUUGAUUCUGCGGCGGUAUUGAGCAAAACUGGUCAGAUUACUGGGGUCUUAGGAUUGGAACUUGAUCCCAAGGCAAAGAACUUGAGCAAAGACGUCAACUGGGUUCGAACAAGCGUUGGAUGGGUAUUUCAAAAUAAUUGGGAAGAAGGGAGUGAAGAGGCAAAGCAAGGGGUGAGCGUUGCAACUACUGGAAGGGAGAUUGGAUUUUUGUUUUUGAGGUGGCUCGUUAGAGGAUUAGAUGAAGGCUGGUUCCAGGGGCACCCCUAUGAGGUCAUUAAGGGCGGGUUGAAUGGGGUUAGUGGAGCGCUAAAGGAUUUGAAAGAGGGGAAGUCAAGUGCUGUGAAAUUUGUCUAUCGCCUUGAAGAUACUGAGUAG